This is a messenger RNA of Sphaeramia orbicularis (orbiculate cardinalfish), 2145 nucleotides long. RefSeq names its product EF-hand calcium binding domain 7 (gene efcab7). The record is from RefSeq and is a predicted model, not a curated record. Gene Ontology annotation, biological process: positive regulation of protein localization to ciliary membrane. Bases 205 to 2067 code for a protein of 620 amino acids. Gene Ontology annotation, cellular component: ciliary membrane; plasma membrane protein complex. Lineage: Eukaryota; Metazoa; Chordata; Actinopteri; Kurtiformes; Apogonidae. The transcript has 13 exons. Gene Ontology annotation, molecular function: calcium ion binding.
CCUAGCAACAGGCAACGGAUAGCAACGCAGUUAUCUCUGUCAGCGCUUAAGGAUGGGGAAAAACAGUACAACGUGUGAUUAAACGUGAUUAUUAUGAUCAGACGAAGAGCCGAAGAUAAAAGAUUUUAGUCCACGUUUGCUGUCAAUAUUAGCUUCUAAACCUUGGAGUGUCAGCAAGUGUUAAAAGACUGCAUUCUUCCAAAGAUGUCUUUUCUAGAAUCACCGCGUCCAUCUGAUGAAGAGGAGGCUUUCUACGUGCAAUGCAGAGCUGCAUACCUUACUGUAUUUAGGUCGAGUUUAACAAAUAUAGCUUCCAAGCAGCAGCUUUGUCGUGUUCUCCAGCAGGCCGGUAGAAAUCCAUCUCUCGCAACUCUCAAUAAAUACUGGACGCCUAGAACAUCUAAACUGAACUUCGAUGACUUCUGUGAAAUUGUCAAGUGUGAGAAGAAGACAGAAGAAAGUGAGCUGAUGAGAGCUUUCAGAAAAAUGGAUGUGAAUGGUGAUGGGUACAUCACACACAGUGAACUGGAGAAGGCUCUGACUACUAGAGGGGAAAAGAUGACCACUGAGGAAGUGAAUACCAUUUUCUCAUUAGCUGAUGUCAACAAGGAUGGCAAACUCGACUAUGCAGAGUUCUGCAGAUUGCUUGUGUCUACAGUACAGCAGUGUCAGAUGGCUGCUUUGGAGAGGCUUGAGGGUGAUGCCAAACUAAAGAGACAGAACUUUGGCAGCCAGUCAUACAGCCCUCCGAAGAGCUCGGUGCCAUCAUCAUCAUCAGCACAAACAGUAGCAACUCAACAUCAGCCUUCAGAGGCAGCACAGGCAGAAUCAGAUACUGCCGCCAAGAAAGAGAGCCGAUCAUCCUCCCGUCCAUCUUCAGCUCGCAGCCGGCGGUCAUCUCUGUCUAAUGCAAUCACUAUGACAUCCAGCAGCUCCAAGAACGCCAAAAUACUAGAGCCAGCAAAUUUACAGGAGUGGCAGCACAGUUACAUGAAAGGUUGUUUCUUCUUGGAAGAUGAUGGGAGUAUCUGCUCUCUGCAAUACCAGCUCCACGUUCCCCAAACAACCACAGUCUACCUGACCAUCCAACCCCUCAGCCCCAGCCACAGACCAGACAAGUCUUCUACGAUGACAGUGGAUACAGCUCUUUUUGUUAUGUCAGUUGGGGAAAACAAAGAAGACUGCACUUUUGUGUGUUUCACUGAAUCAAAAGAUCAAGAGAAGUACGUUUGGAAAGGUGAAUUGAAUGCUGGCACCUACUACCUCCUUCCCUUCACCAGUGGCUGCAGAUUAAAGAAAAGGAGCAGAAAGAGCCCUGGUAAUAAACCUGUAGAGCUGGUCUAUAGGACUGACACUGGAGAACUAGACCUCACCAGGGAGCUCAGGGAGGUGCUAUCUGACAUCUUUGAAGUGAUAGAUCUAGACGGAAACAAUUUGCUCAGUCUGGAGGAGUACAAUUUCUUUGAGCUGAGGACCAGCGGUGAAAAAUGUGACAAGGAAGCCUGGGCAGUCUGCAAAGAAAACUUUGAUAUGAGGAAGAAUCAGCUGACGCAACAGGGCUUCAUGGAGCUGAACCUGAUGGAGGCCACGGAGAAAGAUGGGGACCCUGCAGACUUGUGGGUCACCCUGGAGGCCAUGGGCUACAACCGGAUGCUGGAGCUUGUAGAGGCUUGUCCAUUCCAGAUAGAUGUACACUGUGAAAACACUCAGCCGUCAAUCCUGCCACUCAAUCUGGACUCAGGGCCCAAACUUCUGAACCAGGCAGUCCAGAAGUCUAUCACAACCAGGACGGGCGCCAAAGCACUGAGAGGACAAGACAAUAUCUUCAUCUACACCUACAAAGGAGAACACAGGAUCUCCUCACUCAUAGCCAACAAGUCCAACCACAAAGUGAUGGUUCAUGUCAACAAUGAGCAGAACAAGAACUGCUGCAACAGUCGAGGCAUGAAUGUGUUUGCUGUGGAGGUUCCAGCCCGGACCAAGAUGGUUUGCCAACACAUUCUGUCCAUUAAUGAGAAACAGGACUGGACUUACAACUGUGUGGAGACCAUUCUACCCAGCAUGUAAAGAUGGAAAGCCAUUAAGAACUCUAAAGCUGUUUUGUGUUUGUGAUGACAUUCUGUGAAAUAAACAAGCCUUACUACA